Ananas comosus (pineapple) is the source of this 2049-nucleotide messenger RNA. RefSeq names its product pentatricopeptide repeat-containing protein At3g12770-like. The coding region runs from base 13 to 1752 and encodes 579 amino acids. Gene Ontology annotation, molecular function: protein binding; RNA binding. The record is from RefSeq and is a predicted model, not a curated record. The transcript has a single exon. NCBI's taxonomy places the organism in Eukaryota, Viridiplantae, Streptophyta, Magnoliopsida, Poales, Bromeliaceae. Gene Ontology annotation, biological process: RNA modification.
AACGGUCGACUCAUGCCCCAACCCCUCCCGCCACAUUUCUCCCGCCAAACCCCCUCCUCCUCCUCCCACUCCCUCCCCUUCUACUACACCUCCCUCCUAAACUCCAUCUCCUCCCUCCAUUCCCUCAAACUCCUCCACGCUCGCAUCCUCACCGACGGCCUCUCCCGCCGCCUCUCCCUAACCACCAAACUCCUCUCUCUCGCCGCCCUCCUCUCCCCCACCAUGCGCUACGCCCGCCAACUGUUCGACGAUUCCCCCCACAGAGACUCCUUCAUGUACAACACCCUCAUCCGCGGCUACACCGACGUCGGCCCCUGCGACCAGGUCCCCCUGCUCUAUAAAACCAUGCACGGCAUCGGCCUCUCGCCCGAUUGCUUCACUUUCCCCUUUGUGAUCCGCGCCUGCGCGGUGCUCUCGGCGGUUCGAGAGGGGAAGGAGGCGCAUUGCAACGCGAUUAAGCACGGGUUCGAUCGGAACCACUUCGUGCAGAGCGGUUUGGUCACUAUGUACUCUCAGAGUGGAGAGGUUCCCGAUUCGGAGCUGGUUUUCGGCGAGAUGGGGUUUAAAAAUGUCGUUUCUUGGACCGCCAUGAUUGCCGCGUACGCUCAAAACUGCCUUUUUGGGAAGGCGUCAGGCUUGUUUCGGUCUAUGGUUGCUUCGGGCACACGGCCUAACGAGGUCACGCUUGUGAGUUUUCUCCCUGUGUUGAAAGGAUUGGAAGGAUUGUAUUCAGGGGAAUCGAUUCAUGGGUUUGCAAUUAAAUUGGGAUUAGAUUCUUAUGUUUCCAUGAUGAAUGCGUUGAUCGCAAUGCAUGGCAAAUGCGGGAGUAUUGAGAUUGCACGGUCCCUGUUCGACGGAAUGUCUGUGAGAAGUUUGGUUUCGUGGAACACCAUGGUAGCAUUGUACGAGCAAAGCGGCGAUGGGACUAGGGCGAUCAAGCUCUUCCGAACGAUGCUUACGGAGAAGGUGAAGUUCAACUCCGUGACAUUGGUUAGCGUGCUUUCCGCUUGCGCUUCUUCGGGAGCUCUCGACACUGGAAAAUGGCUUCACGAGCUCGCGAGGAAAAAUGGGCUAGAAGCCGAUGUGAGAGUCGGUAAUGUGUUAAUCGACAUGUAUUCGAAAUGUGGGAAGUUGGACUUAGCUAGAGAGGCCUUCGAUAACCUUAGAUCGAGAAGCGUGGUCUCGUAUAGUGCUAUGGUAAGAGCCUAUGCUUCUCAUGGGCUUCCGCGGGAAGCACUGAAACUCUUCUCACAGAUGAAAGCGGAAGGGGUGAGGCCGAACACGUUCACUUUCACUUCGGUGUUAGCGGCUUGUAGCCACUCGGGUCUCGUAGAAGAAGGCCUAAAGCAUUUCUAUAGCAUGAGAAAGGAGUAUGGUAUCACUCCAACAAUGGAGCACUGUACUUGCAUUGUGGACAUGUUGGGCCGCGCAGCGAGAUUGGUCGAAGCCUACGAGUUCGUAAAAUGUAUGCCUAUCGAGCCCGACACGGGUGUUUGGGGGGCAUUUCUGGGUGCUUGUAGAAUCCAUGGGGAGCUCGAGAUGGCCGAUUCCGUGGCAAAAGAGCUCUUCCGGUCGGGUUAUAAUGACGUGACCUUUUAUGUAAUUUUGUCGAACAUGUACGCGGAGAAUGGCAGGUGGGAAGAUGCAGAGAAGUUGAGGAAGAUGAUGGAGGAAAUGGAGUUGAAGAAGAUCGCGGGAUGUAGCUUGGUUGGUAUAGAGAGGAAGCCUCAAAAUGCUCCGAUUACAAGAUAACAGAAGAGUUGUUUGAGAAAGUAUUGAUUAAAAUCCUCUUGAUAGCUUCACGCUACAGCAGAAGCAGGAGCAAAAGGUUUAGAUCGAAGAUACUACUUUUGAGGCUCAGAAGCUCAUUCACCUUUGUGUAUCAACAGAAGUCCUGGAAUUCCUGUUCUACCAAGUGCUUCAUGGCUAAGGUUCGCCUUUUCGGAGUCGCUGUUAAGAUAGAGGUCUCUCUUUUUGUAGUGAUAAGUUCCGAAGCUCUUAGCUUUUAGUGUGAUAUAUAUAAAUUUAGUCCCUGAACUUGAAAACAAA